Molecule: messenger RNA, 2031 nt
Organism: Durio zibethinus
Lineage: Eukaryota; Viridiplantae; Streptophyta; Magnoliopsida; Malvales; Malvaceae
Source: RefSeq, a predicted model, not a curated record
AUGGCAGAGCCUAUUACAAAAGUGCCAGUAGAAAUGCCAUACCUAGUUGCUUCAACCACUAACACACUAACAGAUAUCACUACUUUAAUUACUGGAACUUUAGAGAGUCUAAGUUCUAGUGAUGAGGUGAACUACUUUGAACCAGUUUCCAUAAUCAUGUUUCCUCGAUUGAAUUAUGAGUGCACUUUUGAUUCCAGAGAUUGCAAUACUCGAGUGACUGCAGCUCAGGAAAGAAGAAUUGCCUUCCUUUUGCAUGUUGGAAACUACCUACCUUUCAAUCCCAACACAACAUGGAUUGGAGAAGGAAAAUGGGAUGAUAAGAAGAAUCGGCUGUUCGUUUCUGUUUGCCAAAUUUUAGACAUCAGAGAAUCUUGGUCUGAUGCUCGUGUUGGUGAUUGCACUACAAGGUUGAGCUUUACGUUCCCUGCAAUCUUGUCUAUAAGAGAGACUAGCAGGGCAAUGGGGAAAAUUUGGACCACAAAAGCUGCAAAUGAUUCUGGUUACUUUGAUAGGAUAUUAUUCCGAAGUACUGAGAAUCAUUUGAAGGGGGUUCCAGGUAAGAAAUAUCCAAGUGGCCAUUCCACUGAUAUGAAAUUUGGCGUGUUACUUAAAAAUUCUGAAAGAAAAUAUGGAUGGUGUAUGGCAGUUCCUCUCGCCAUUGGUGACCAGUUAUACAAGCAGUAUUUGUAUCCAAAUGCUCCUCCUAGCUUCAUGUUUGAAAGAGCGGUGCCUGCAAGCUGGAUAGAAAGUAGGCCUAUCAAUGUUAGCUAUGUGGCGAGCAUCACAUUGCAAACUCCUACCAAUGCAAUUGAUGGAGUUUAUUUUUCUUAUCUAAAUGAAGAGAAAGUGGAGAUUACUGCUGAAGGGGUUUAUGAUUCUGAAACUGGAAAGUUGUGUAUGGUUGGUUGCAGAAAGUUGGGGUCUAACAAUCAAGUGUUCGAAAAUGCUUCUGUGGACUGUGAAAUUCUUUUGAACUUUCAGCUUGCUCCAUUAGAGCCAAAUAAAAAUGGAGGAGAUAUCACGGGAAGCAUUGAAAGUACAAGAAAAGAAUCUGAUCCUCUUUACUUUGAUCGUCUCGAUGUGUUUUCAGCUGCCUACAAAACCGAUCAGGGAAGAAGAUCAGUUCCGACGAUGGAUCUUGAGACUAAAAUGGUUUUAAUAUCUAACUUACUAGUAUGCUUCUUCGUAGGAUUGCAGCUUUAUCAUGUGAAGAAAAACCCAAAAGUGCUCUCUUUGAUUUCACUUGUUAUGCUUGUGAUCCUUACCUUGGGCUACAUGAUUCCUCUUGUGUUAGACUUUGAAACCUUGUGCUCAAAUAAGCAAGAUCAAGACAAGGUUUUGUCUCAUGGUGAUGGAUGGUUUGAAUUAAAUGAAGUGAUUGUGACAGUAGUUAUGGUUGUUGCUUUCUUAUUGCUACUACGCCUUUUCCAGUUAACAAUUUCAGCUAGAUCACAUGAUAGCAACCAAAAGUGCUUGUGGUUUGCUGAGGAAAUGACCCUAGUUGUGAUUGCGUAUCUAUGUGCUGCUGGUGCCAAAAUUACUCUGCUUGUCGCCUCGGAGAAGUACAGACCAGAGGAUACGUUACUCCUCUCUUCUUCUAUAGAGUACCAGCAUCGUCCCAUUUGCAAUGACUUAAAAUCAUUUGCAGAUUUACUCUUAGACAGUUUUCUUUUGCCUCAGAUACUCCUCAAUAUGUCCUCAAACUCAAAACAGAAUGCUCUCAGUUGUUCAUUCUAUGUUGGAACCACUUUUGUUCGCUUGCUGCCACGAGCAUAUGAUCUUUAUCGUGGCCACAGUUAUGUUCUCUAUAACAUAUUACACUUUUCUGUGAAUCAUGACGAAGAUUUUCUCUCUGCUGCUUGGGAUGUCAUUAUGCUUCUGGAGCUCCUGCUGCUUGCUGCAAUCAUUUACUUUCAGCAGAAGUUUGGUGGUCAUUGCAUUCUUCCCUCUAGACUUAGAGAGUUGGAAACAUAUCCGGAGGAGGUCCCAUUUGUAAGUGAAUCAUCAAGACCAAAGAAAAUGAGUGCCUGA